UGACAUUUUGUGUUUGUGGAUGAAAGAAGAAGAGAUGGAAAUUUCCGGCGAGGAGUUGAGGACUGUGAACCUGAAGCCGAUUGAAGCGACGCCGGAGGCGUUUGGGGAGUACGGUCAGGUUGUGGAGGCCUCGCCGGACGGCGACGAGUUUGGUCCUCGUGAUGCUCAGCUAGACCUUAGCCGUGGAGUUCCCAGGUUCUACAUUAUGCACCUUGAAAAUCGACCGCUGAAGUUUACCAACAUUACUCAUCACGCCAGCGUCACGCAGUGUCUUGGGGCCAUUGGCGGCCAUGUUUGGUAUCUCGGAGUUGCUAAGCCUUCCAUUGUGGAAGAGAAGGGCAACAAUGUGGUGAAGUCUCGUUGUGCUUCUGGUCAUUACUAUGUGCCUCCUUCUGUCGAGGAUGUUCGUGUUUUCAAGAUUACAGGUCCCAAAUUUCUCAAGCUUAACCGGGGGACAUGGCAUGCAGGGCCUUUGUUCAGGGCAGAGAGCAUGGACUUCUACAAUUUGGAGCUCAGCAAUACCAACGUGGUUGAUCACACAUUACAUGACUUCGUGAAGGAAAAUGGAGUUAAGUUUCUAAUAGACGAGUAGCUGUAACUUUCCGGUUCUGGUUCAACUUCUGAACUUGUUUCCGAUACUCUGUAUCUUAAAGUAAAUACUUGCUAGUGACUGCAAUUGCUGAAGAUGCAAUGUGCUCAAAAUGAAAUUUCUUCCUUGCAAUAAUAAUAUCAUGUAGUUACUUUCA
This is a messenger RNA of Rosa rugosa (rugosa rose), 746 nucleotides long. RefSeq lists its product as uncharacterized. The record is from RefSeq and is a predicted model, not a curated record. Gene Ontology annotation, molecular function: ureidoglycolate hydrolase activity. Lineage: Eukaryota; Viridiplantae; Streptophyta; Magnoliopsida; Rosales; Rosaceae. Bases 20 to 592 code for a protein of 190 amino acids. The transcript has 3 exons.